Molecule: messenger RNA, 3052 nt
Organism: Penaeus indicus
Lineage: Eukaryota; Metazoa; Arthropoda; Malacostraca; Decapoda; Penaeidae
Product: sodium/potassium/calcium exchanger Nckx30C-like
Exons: 9
Coding region: 923-3007 (694 amino acids)
Biological process (GO): calcium ion transmembrane transport; intracellular calcium ion homeostasis
Cellular component (GO): plasma membrane
Molecular function (GO): calcium, potassium:sodium antiporter activity; calcium channel activity
Source: RefSeq, a predicted model, not a curated record
UAGGAAAGGGCGUGCGAUGUCCGUAGAGUGAUACGAGCUGUCCUACUGAUACCGUUCACCGUCUCUCGUCGCAACUCUAAAGUGUAUCUUGUUUGUGACAAUAAUAAUAAUAAAAAAAAAACAUAAAAAAACACAAAAAAACAAAAAACAAAAAACUUUAAACAACAACAACACACACAUACACGCAUCACACUUCAAGAAGAAGAAAAUCAAAUAGUCGAAAAUAAUCAUCCACUAAUUUAUAUAUAUAAAAAAAAAUAAAAACAAAACAAAACAAAAAAUAUAUAUAUCAUAAAGGCCUUGUUAAUGUUCACCGCUUUUUAUCGCCAACGACCGCUCAGCCUAAGGUUCUCGACAGAGUUAUCUUGAGAAGCAGCUGCAUCUCGUCUCGUGAAUGUCACUGUAUGAUUAAUGUAGCUUCUGGUCCCGCCGCACGUGUUGAAUCAUAGUGUUGCACGGCUGAGACACGUACGUACAGCGCCCACAUCAGCCCACGAAAGCGAGAGUGAGAGAGAGAGACAGACAGACAGAAGUUAGCGUCGACGUCGAGAAAGAGAAAGAGAGAGAAAGAGAGAGCGAGAGAGAGAGAGAGAGAGCGAGAGAGAGAGAGAGAGAGAGAGAGAGAGAGAGAGAGAGAGAGAGAGAGAGAGAGAGGAAGGUGGCCCCGUACUCCUCCCCCUCCUCCUCCUCCUCCUCCUCCUCCAUCCCUCCUCCAACCUCCUCAUCGGCUGACUGUCGAUCUCUAGCAUUCUGCAACAUUCUAACCCAAUUUCUGUGCUUGAGCGAAGACGAAAAACAACAACGAGCCGUGAAUGUUGCACGAUCAACGAAGACAACCCUCUGCAUUUUCUAAGGUCGUGAUGGUCGCAGCGGCCCCCAGCCAGUCCCUUCGUCAAGUGUAGUGAGGAUCCGCGCCCUCGCCAUGGCGCCGUUGCCCCGCAGUGCCUCCAUCCGCCGCCGCCGCCGGUGGCACGGCCUGCCCCAAGUGGUGGCGGUGACGGCCUUCACCAUGGCCUUCGUCGGAGUGGCCAUGCUGCUGCAGGACACGUCCCCCGUGCACCACAUGGCCCUGCGCUCGGCCCCGCACGGCCCGGGCCGCACCCUCCUGGAGGCCACCACGGAGAUAAUGCUGGAGGAGGAGGACGAGACCGUGUCGCCCACGGAGGUCAGCAACGAGACGAAGCCCGAGCAGAAGGCGACGCCGCUGUUCCCGCCCGACCUGUUCACCAAGGAGCAGCGCAGGAAGGGCGCCAUCCUGCUGCACGUGCUCGGCAUGAUCUACAUGUUCGUCGCGCUGGCCAUCGUGUGCGACGAGUUCUUCGUGCCUGCGCUCGACGUGAUCAUCGAGAAGCUGCAGAUCUCGGAGGACGUGGCGGGCGCCACCUUCAUGGCCGCGGGGGGCUCCGCGCCCGAGCUGUUCACCUCCGUGAUCGGCGUGUUCAUCAGCUUCGACGACGUGGGCAUCGGCACGAUCGUGGGCUCGGCCGUGUUCAACAUCCUGUUCGUGAUCGCCAUGUGUGUGUUGUUUUCCAAGACUGUGCUGGACCUGACUUGGUGGCCGCUGUUCCGUGACGUUAGCUUCUAUAGCGUAGCGCUACUCAUGUUAGUUGUGUUCUUUAUGGACAAUAAAGUGUAUUGGUACGAAGCCCUCGUCCUGUUCGGGAUAUAUAUCCUCUACUGUUCUUUUAUGAAGUGCAACGAGGGCGUGGAGCGACGAGUGAAGCAGGCCCUGAACCGGAACAAGGUGACUCGAGUGUGCUCCACCGAUCAGCUGGUGCCAAAUCACGCGGCGGGACCCCAACCUGCCCAGUCUGGCGGACGUCGACCCAGCGCCCCCGUGCUUCACUCGGGCACCAAGUUCCGCCACGGCCUCCUCCAGCUGAUGAUCCACACCAUCGACCCGCUGCAUGAUGGCAAGGUGGACGAGAAGGCGACGCAGCUGCACGCCAUCGCCUCGCUGAAGGUGCUGCUGGACGCCACCAAGCCCCAGAACGGCCGCGUGGAGACGUACCGCUCGGACGGCCUGGCGCCCGAUCCUCGCCCUGACAAUCAGUCGCACGUAAGUGGCCGCUCGUCGCAGGGCACCGAGGUGACGCACGUCGACUCGCUGGGCUCUUCGGACGCCGCCUCGCAGAGCGGCCCGCACACCAACGGCGACCUGCAGUCCGAGAGCAACUCCGUGGCGAACAAUGUGAGUUAUGGCACCAACUCUGUGCGCAAGAUUCCCAAUAAGGCCCCCCAGAACGGCGACAACAACGGCGUGACCCCGGCGCUGCACGCCGCGGCCCCCGAGGCGACGGACCCGGAGGCCGUCGUCACCACCCCGGCGGCUGACACCGACGACGACGACGAAAACAAGCCGAUUGACCUGAGCUGGCCCAGCGGUUUCCGGAAGCGAGUGACCUACAUCAUCGUGGCUCCUCUGAUCAUACCCCUGUGGCUCACUCUGCCAGACACCCGCACGCCCAGAGGGAAGAAAUUCUUCUUCGUGACUUUCCUCGGCAGCAUCAUCUGGAUCGCGUUCUUCUCGUACCUGAUGGUGUGGUGGGCGGGGCUGGUCGGCGAAGCGAUCUCCAUUCCCCCAGAGGUUAUGGGUCUCACAGUCCUGGCCGCAGGUACCUCCGUCCCAGACCUGAUCACAUCGGUCAUUGUGGCUAGGAAGGGCUUUGGGGAUAUGGCAGUGUCCUCUUCUGUAGGCAGUAAUCUGUUUGAUGUGACGUGCGGCCUGCCUAUCCCGUGGCUGUUGUAUGCCUUAGUUCAAGUGAUCCAAAAUUAUGCGAAUGAAAGGGCAAACCCGUGGUCGGUGGAUCCCAUUUUUGUAAACUCAGAGGGCAUGGCAUGCUCCAUUCUGCUGCUCUUCACCAUGCUCAUGUUCGUCAUUAUCUCCAUUGCUUGUUCCAAGUGGAAGAUGGCCAAAGGUCUUGGCUUUGGAAUGUUCUUCCUGUACUUUGUAUUUGUUGGAGUCUCUCUCAGCUUCGAGUAUGAUGUCAUCACAUGCAUAAUCUGAGAUGCCUGGGGCCAAAUUUUCUACCACUGUGCAAGUGCAUUUGUG